AUGCCUCGAAUUUCUAAACAGGCUCAACUUCAACAACAAUUUGUUGAUACUACUCAAAGUACCCUUCUAAUAGCAGAAACUUAUUUAAAGAAAUUUCAUAAUAAUAUAGAUGAAGCAGUUGAACAAUAUUAUAAAGAUUCAGAAAAGGAUUCAGAAUAUGAUAUACUGAAAUUUGAUAAAAAAUUACUUAAAUUAUAUCAAAUUUAUCAAGAUCCAUCUGAUUAUGGAAAGAUUAAUAUUGAAGGUACAAUGAAAUAUUUACAAGAUUUAGGAAUUGAACCAGAAGAUUUAGAAAGUUUAACAUUAGCUUAUUUACUUGAUAGUAAUAAAAUUGGAAUUUUUGAACAAGUUAAUUUUUUAAAAUUUUGGAGUCAUUAUAAAAUUAAUGAUAUUAAGAAAAUGUAUUCAUUUAUUAAGAAAAUUCAUCAACAAAUUAUUAAUCAAGAUAUAACUAAAGUAUGGUUAAUUAAAAAAAAUGAAGAAGAAGAAAUAAAUUUUAAAGAUGUUUAUGAAUAUACUUUUUCUGGAUUAUUAGAAGGAGAUAAUCAAAAUAAACUUGAUUAUGAAUUAAGUAUUGAUUAUUGGAAAUUAUUAAUUCCAGUAUUAAUUAAUAAACAUAAUCAAAAAUUUAAUAAAUCAAUUAAAGAUCAAAUUAAUAUUAGAUUAAAUCAAUGGUAUGAAUUCUUAGAAAAUGAUUAUAAACAAAGUAUAUCUCGUGAUAAAUGGAAUAUGUUUUAUCUUUUCGUUCAAGAUAUAAUUAUACCUGAUCCAAUAAAUUUACUGGAAUAUGAUGAAAUGGCUGCUUGGCCAACUAUUAUGGAUGAAUAUAUUCUUUAUUUACGAGAUAAUGAAUUACUUAAAUAA
Scheffersomyces amazonensis is the source of this 864-nucleotide messenger RNA. RefSeq names its product NEDD8 ligase. The record is from RefSeq and is a predicted model, not a curated record. NCBI's taxonomy places the organism in Eukaryota, Fungi, Ascomycota, Pichiomycetes, Serinales, Debaryomycetaceae. The transcript has 2 exons. Gene Ontology annotation, molecular function: ubiquitin conjugating enzyme binding; cullin family protein binding; ubiquitin-like protein binding. Gene Ontology annotation, biological process: protein neddylation. The coding region runs from base 1 to 864 and encodes 287 amino acids. Gene Ontology annotation, cellular component: ubiquitin ligase complex.